Molecule: messenger RNA, 1505 nt
Organism: Sceloporus undulatus (fence lizard)
Lineage: Eukaryota; Metazoa; Chordata; Lepidosauria; Squamata; Phrynosomatidae
Gene: TFB1M
Product: transcription factor B1, mitochondrial
Exons: 8
Coding region: 219-1256 (345 amino acids)
Biological process (GO): transcription initiation at mitochondrial promoter; rRNA methylation
Cellular component (GO): mitochondrial matrix
Molecular function (GO): mitochondrial transcription factor activity; rRNA (adenine-N6,N6-)-dimethyltransferase activity
Source: RefSeq, a predicted model, not a curated record
UAUAUGUUGUAUUUCCGCUCAGCGUUCUUCCUCAUCCGGAAUCAAUUCUACGGGGGCGAAGGGGGGAAAAUACCACAAAAAGCAAAGCCUUUUAUUAGACACCACAGUAUAAGUCCGUCGGAAUCCUGCCGUUCUCGUCUUCGUCCUUCCCCCCCGCCGCUGGGAAAUGGUUUGUUUUAACGGUAUUUUGUAACUGGGAAGAAUUUAAAUUUUCAUCCAUGGCUGCAUCAAGAGGAGUGGCUUCGUUCCGUCUGCCACCUCUUCCGACAAUUGGAGAGAUUAUUAAAUUAUUUAAACUCCGAGCUGAAAAACAGCUGUCCCAGAACUUUCUUCUGGAUUUGAGACUUACAGAUAAGAUAGUGAGAAGUGCUGGCAGCCUGAAAGAUGCAUAUGUGUGUGAGGUGGGCCCUGGUCCAGGCGGAAUCACGAGAGCCAUUUUGAAUGCUGGUGUUGCAGAACUUCUGUUAGUUGAAAAAGAUCCUCGUUUUAUUCCUGGACUCCAGAUGCUGUCAGAUGCAGCUCCGGGGAAAGUUCGCAUUGUUCAUGGAGAUAUUUUAACGUAUCAGUUGGAUAAAACAUUUCCAAAGCACCUUGAGAAGAACUGGGGAGAUGAUCCACCCGAUAUACAUAUUAUUGGAAAUUUGCCUUUUAGUGUCUCAACUCCUCUAAUAAUCAAGUGGCUUGAGAAUAUAUCGAGAAGAGAUGGACCUUUUCGUUAUGGUAGAAUACAGAUGACUCUGACAUUUCAGAAGGAAGUUGGAGAGAGACUGACAGCUAGUACAGGAACCAGGCAACGAAGCAGACUUUCCAUUAUGGCUCAGUACCUGUGCAGUGUUCACAAGCGUUUCACCAUUCCAGGAAAAGCUUUUGUUCCGAAGCCAGAUGUAGAUGUGGCUGUUAUUCAUUUUACACCACUAGUGCAACCACAGAUAGAACAGCCAUUUAAGCUGGUGGAAAAAGUUGUUCAAAGUGUUUUCCAGUUCAGAAGGAAAUACUGUCAUCAAGGUGUACGGAUUUUAUUUCCAGAAGCCAGACGUUUAGAAAAAGCAGAACAAAUGCUCAUGUUGGCAGAUGUUGAUCCAACUCUACGCCCAACUCAGCUUUCCAUGUAUCACUUUAAAAAUCUUUGUGAUGUUUAUAGGAAAAUGUGUGAUGAAGACCCAGAUCUUUUUGUAUACAAUUACAGACAUGAACUGAGAGAGAAGAGACUAAAGAAGGCAAACUUUAAAAGGACGGUGGAUGAUGACUUGAUAUAGCUAAUUCUCUAAAAAGAGCCUGCCAAGAAGUGCAAUCAUUUUUGUUGACUGAAAUUUUCAUAAGCAUUUCUGACUCAAAAGAUAUAUGAAAUUCACAGAGGGGAGACUAGCAUAAAAUGAGCAUAAUUUGGUCUCAAGACACAAAUGAUGGUGUUUUGCAAAUAUUACAGUUGGCUCUCUGUAUUCAUGGUUUCAUCUAGCCACAGUUUGAAAAUACUCCAAACAAAUAAAUAAAAUUCCAAAAGUAAA